Messenger RNA from Cydia amplana, 456 nucleotides. RefSeq lists its product as uncharacterized. Bases 71 to 385 code for a protein of 104 amino acids. Gene Ontology annotation, molecular function: odorant binding. The record is from RefSeq and is a predicted model, not a curated record. The transcript has 5 exons. Lineage: Eukaryota; Metazoa; Arthropoda; Insecta; Lepidoptera; Tortricidae.
GGUCCGCAGUCCGCGCGACCCGCACUAGUUAUUUGAAAGUCGAAGUGAAGACAUUUGGUGGCAUUUCAAAAUGGCGUACCUACUUUUCGUGGUUAUCGCAGCUGUGCUGGCGACCGCCUUUGCUGAUCUACCUACACAUGAAGAACUGAGAACGAUGCUCAAAACAGCGAGAGAGGCGUGCAAAAAUGAGACUACAGAUUGCCAAGUCUUCUGCCAGAUCACACACUUCGGAAUGUUGGACAAAGAUGGCCGCUACGUGGAGAGCGAAGCAGUUAAGGCAAUGUCAAUCAUGGUCCAUGAAGGCAUACUUAAUCUAGAACAAGUUAACAAGAUCGCAAAAACGUGCAACUCCGGUAAUGAACGAGAAUAUAAAGACAGGAUGUGAGCGCGGUCCGCAGGUGUACCGGUGCAUUGAUGACGAAAGAUUCAAGAUCACCGGCAAACGUCAUUAAAUUC